ACUCCAACACACACGCACCACACACGCCUCUCCCAAGGGCCAGCCAAAGUCGUUUCCUGCGUCUACCUUACUCAUCCUUCCCACUCCCGCUUUACAUGUGCGGUUUCAAAUGGUGGACUCAGUGAAUUCCCAAAUCGAUGGCAGCAUCGUUGUCGCCAAAUCCUUAGCUCGCUUCGGCGUCGCUCACAUGUUCGGCGUGGUGGGAGUUCCAGUUACUCAUCUCGCGAACCGCGCCGUCGCCCUUGGCAUCCGUUUCAUCGCUUUCCACAACGAGCAGUCCGCGGGUUACGCCGCCUCCAUCUACGGAUACCUCACAGGAAGACCCGGCCUGCUCUUGACGGUUUCCGGUCCGGGUUGUGUCCAUGGGUUGGCCGGCCUUUCGAAUGCUAUGGUGAACACGUGGCCCAUGGUCAUGAUCUCGGGUUCGUGCGAUCAGAAAGACUUUGGCCGCGGCGAUUUUCAAGAACUCGAUCAAAUUGAAGCUGUGAAACCCUUUUCGAAAUUCUCUGUGAAAGCGAAAGAUAUAAAGGAUAUACCUCAUUGCGUUGCUCAGGUUCUUGAUCGGGCUGUGUCGGGUAGGCCCGGUGGGUGUUUUCUGGAUCUACCAACGAAUGUAUUACAUCAGACUAUAUCAGAAUCUGAAGUGGAGGAGUUACUUAAAUCUGCUGAAAGUCAUAAAUCAGAGGUAUCGAUUGGGCAUACUCCAAAAAGUUCUCAGAUUAAGCAAGCUGUUUCUCUUCUAAGAGGGGCAAGGAAACCAUUGAUUGUGUUUGGGAAAGGCGCAGCUUAUGCGCGAGCCGAGGGUGAAUUGAAGAAGUUUGUUGAGAGUACUGGGAUUCCAUUUUUGCCCACACCCAUGGGUAAAGGGUUGUUGCCUGAUACGCAUGAGCUUGCUGCGAGCGCAGCGAGGUCGUUAGCCAUUGGUCAAUGUGACGUUGCACUGGUUGUUGGUGCUAGGCUUAAUUGGUUGUUGCAUUUCGGAGAGCCGCCCAAAUGGUCCAAGGAUGUGAAGUUCAUUUUGGUUGAUAUAACUGAGGAGGAAAUACAAUUAAGAAAACCAUUUCUGGGAUUGGUGGGAGAUGCGAAAAAGGUGCUAGAAUUGAUUAAUAAGGAGAUAAAAGAUGAUCCUUUUUGUUUGGGGAAGAAUCACCUAUGGGUUGAGGCCAUUUCAAAGAAAGUAAAGGACAACGUGUCUAGAAUGGAGGCUCAGUUGGCGAAGGAUGUUGUACCGUUUAAUUUCCUCACACCUCUGAGGAUUAUCAGGGAUGCAAUUUUGGCUGCGGGGAGCCCUGCGCCUGUAUUGGUUUCUGAAGGGGCCAAUACCAUGGAUGUGGGUCGAGCUGUUUUGGUUCAAACAGAGCCGAGGACUAGGCUGGAUGCAGGGACUUGGGGGACAAUGGGGGUUGGCUUAGGAUAUUGCAUUGCAGCUGCAGUGGCUUCACCUGAUCGACUUGUUGUUGCUGUUGAAGGUGACUCUGGAUUCACGUUCAGUGCGAUUGAAGUUGAGACAUUGGUUCGGUAUCAGUUGCCAGUGAUUGUGAUAGUUUUUAAUAAUGGAGGUGUUUAUGGUGGUGACCGGAGGAACCCUGAAGAAAUUACAGGGCCUCACAAAGAUGAUCCAGCACCAACUUCUUUUGUCCCAGGUGCUGCUUAUCAUACUCUAAUGGGAGCUUUUGGGGGCAAAGGUUAUCUAGUUGGGACGCCUGAUGAACUCAAGUCUGCCCUUACAGAAUCAUUUGCUGCACGAAAACCAGCUGUGAUAAAUGUUAUUAUUGAUCCUUUUGCUGGUGCAGAGAGUGGAAGAAUGCAACACAAAAAUUAGGGCCGUUGGCAGGGCUGGAUUCGAGCCGACGGCCCGGUUUAUUUAUGGCCGGCUCGAGUUCGGCUCGACUCAUUUUUCAUAUCAAAACGAUAUCGUUUUGUAUAUAUAUGGAUCAAAACGACGUCGUUUUGUAUAAAAAAUUUAAAAAAAAAAAUCUACCAAGCCAAUCCGAGCCAGUUCGAGCUCGGCUUGAGCUCGAUCGAGCCGAGUAGAGCCCGACUCGUUUCAGGCUCGAACCGAGCCGAGUCGAGCUCGAGCUGGCUCGGCUCGAGUCCAGCCCUAGCCGUUGGUUCUGAGGAUUUAAAAAUUAUCUUGACAAUUAUCUACUGACAAAGAAAUGUAAGUAAUAAACGAUUACGGUACUCUUCUAUUACCAA
Mangifera indica (mango) is the source of this 2199-nucleotide messenger RNA. RefSeq names its product 2-hydroxyacyl-CoA lyase-like. The coding region runs from base 110 to 1822 and encodes 570 amino acids. Gene Ontology annotation, biological process: fatty acid alpha-oxidation. Gene Ontology annotation, molecular function: thiamine pyrophosphate binding; magnesium ion binding; catalytic activity. The transcript is spliced from 2 exons. Gene Ontology annotation, cellular component: peroxisome. Lineage: Eukaryota; Viridiplantae; Streptophyta; Magnoliopsida; Sapindales; Anacardiaceae. The record is from RefSeq and is a predicted model, not a curated record.